Molecule: messenger RNA, 1889 nt
Organism: Aspergillus ruber CBS 135680
Lineage: Eukaryota; Fungi; Ascomycota; Eurotiomycetes; Eurotiales; Aspergillaceae
Product: SUN domain-containing protein
Exons: 3
Coding region: 178-1533 (451 amino acids)
Source: RefSeq, a predicted model, not a curated record
UUCUUUUUUCUGUGGUCUUUUUGGUCUUUGGUCUUUGCGGUUGUUGUGCUUUUUUUACUGACCUUAGUCUUUCGUUCGUUGCGUUCUGGUUGAUCCGUCGAUCCCAUUCGCCCAUCCUCAUAUUCCGAGGGUAAAGACCGAAGCGAGUAUAUAUACUAGAGAAUCGCAAAUCCCACCAUGAGAUUCGAGAUGGCAUCCUCGCGCGCAUUCGCGCUCCUCUGUCUCCUCGCCGGCGCCGAAGCCGCCCAUCACAACAACCAUGCACACAACCGCAUCCACAACGACGGAAAAGUGAAGGAGUCGCUUGUCAAGAAGUCUGGAAAAUGCAAAUUUCCCUCCGAUGCCGGGUUGGUCGCCGUCACUCCAGGCGCUGUCAAUGAGGGUUGGGCUAUGAGUCCGGAUGAGUCGUGUACUCCGGGCAACUAUUGUCCGUACGCUUGUCCUCCGGGACAGAUGUCUAUGCAAUGGGACCCUAAGGCUACUUCGUACUCGUAUCCGAUGUCGAUGAAUGGCGGUCUCUAUUGCGAUGAGGACGGAGAAAUCCAGAAGCCAUUCCCCGACAGGGCUUACUGUCAGGACGGAACUGGUGCCGUGAGUGUCCAGAACAAGUGCAGGUCGCCAGUCUCCUUCUGCCAAACAGUGCUUCCCGGGAACGAAGCCAUGUUAAUCCCGACCUUGGUCAACGAGUUGGCCACUCUCGCUGUACCAGACCCUGACUAUUGGUGUGAGACCUCCGCUCACUUCUAUAUCAACCCACCAGGCGUUCAAUCCGAAAUCGCUUGUGCCUGGGGCACUUCGUCCAACCCAUACGGCAACUGGUCUCCUUACGUGGUUGGCGCCAACACUGACAAAGAUGGCCGUACCUUCGUUAAGCUUGGCUGGAACCCGGUCUAUCUCGAGCCCGCUACACCUUUUCGUGACAUCGUCCCUGGCUUUGGUGCUGAGAUUCAAUGUGAAGGCGACAACUGUGAAGGGCUUCCCUGCAAGAUCGACCCGAGCAGCAACGGCGUUAAUGAAAUCACUGGCGAAACUACUACAGAUGGUGCCGGAGGUGGUUCCUUCUGUGUGGUGACCGUUCCCAAGGGCGAAAAGGCUACCGUUGUCGUUUGGGAAAAGGAUUUCAUUGGCGAUGACGAUGAUACCUCGUCGUCCACCACGGUGGCUAUUCCGACAAGCACUUCCAGUUCGACUUCCAGCACCAGCUCUUCGUCGCCAUCUACCAGCUCGUCUGUCUCCACCACCACGCAGCAAUCGGCAAGCAACACUCCCUUCCUGAGUUUGGAUCUGGGUAUCUCGAUUGGCAUGUCGACCAGCAUUCGCUCUGCAUCGGCCAGUUACACAUAUGAGCCGCAUGUUUUCAUCGAGUCGGAAACGGCUGCAGCUGUAUCUGCAACGCCUGCUGUACAGACAGCCAGUCCUACUUCUUCGACGACCCAAGACAGCACUGAAAACAGUGACAGUGGUGCAGCCACAACCACUGUUUCGCUGUUCGCUAUAAUGCUGGGUGUUUUUGUUGCUGUCUUGCAGCUGUAAGGCACCCUCCAGCAUCCGACCAUCAGAUGGCCACCCAUUCUCUUCUCCAUAUUGUCACAUUGUCCAUUCUUGACUUUCCUUGACGAUUAACGUAUCCGCACGUUGACGACCUUUGAUUUGCUUCGAUCCACUUAGUUAUAUACCUUUUUGUUCUUCUUUUCUUCUUUGGCAGCUUUUUGCUUGACAGCAUUCUUGGACGAUUCAUUGACUUGAGGAUUUGAUUUGAUUUGAUUUGAUUCUUCAGCCAGAUGGCCUUUUACCCUUUUCCCGGAUAAUUUUAAUGUUUAUAUUUUAAGAGAGUGGAGUUGCGUCUAUAAAUAUAGAGUGUGAAGCUGUGAAUGUAAUGAUGUCUAGAG